AUGGGUGGAUCUGGAGCUGUUAGCUUCCUUAAAGUGGUGGCCAAAAAUUUCGAUGUUCUUGCCGGGCCUGUGGUUAGUCUGGUUUUUCCUCUAUAUGCGUCGAUUAGGGCUAUCGAGACAAAAUCGCCUGUUGAUGAUCAGCAAUGGCUCACUUAUUGGGUUCUUUACUCUAUGAUUACCCUUUUUGAGCUUACUUUUGCAAAGCUUAUCGAAUGGUUACCUUUCUGGUCUUACAUAAAGCUAAUCUUCACCUGCUGGUUAGUCAUACCGUACUUCAGUGGAGCUGCAUAUGUUUACGAGCAGUAUGUUAGGCCUUAUUUGGUUACUCGGCAAAAGACAGUCAAUAUCUGGUACGUCCCAAGGAAGAAAGAUAUGUUCAGCAAGCCGGAUGACAUUCUAACGGCUGCAGAGAAGUACAUCCAAGAAAACGGACCCGAAGCAUUCGAGAAGAUGAUUAACAGGUCGAGAGAAACUACUACCCGGACCAGCAAAUACACGUUUUAUGACGAUGACUAUAGAUAUGAGGAAGACUACAGGGGCAUUCCGAGAAUUGAACUCGGGACCUCUCGCACCCUAAGCGAGAAUCAUACCACUAGACCAAAUGCCCUGCUCGUUUACUCGUCUAAACGAAGAAAUGCCACGUCAAACUUUAGUGAGGAUUGUCUACUCGGGGAAGGUGGGUUCGGGUGUGUUUACAAAGGAUGGUUGGAUGUCGAAACCUUAAAUGCCGCAAGACCGGGAUCGGGCUUACCCGUUGCUAUCAAGAGGCUUGUACCUUAUGGCUUCCAAGGUCACAAAGAGUGGUUGUCAGAAGUGAACUAUUUAGGUCGUCUUCACCAUCCAAACCUAGUCAAACUCAUCGGAUAUUGCAUCGAAGGUGACGAUCGGAUUUUGGUUUACGAAUAUAUGUCCGGUGGCAGCUUGGAGAAGCAUUUGUUCAGAAGACAUUCUCCAUCACUUUCAUGGGUAAGAAGGAUAAAGGUGGCUUUGGAUGCGGCUCGUGGCCUGUGUUUCCUGCACGAGUCAGAGUCUCCCGUCAUAUAUCGAGAUUUCAAGACAUCAAAUAUACUCUUAGAUUCGGAAUUUAAUGCAAAGCUUUCAGAUUUUGGACUGGCAAAAGCUGGUCCAACUGAAUCUCAAACUCAUGUAUCUACAAGAGUUAUGGGCACUCAAGGCUAUUGUGAUCCAUGGUAUCUGUCCACAGGUAAGUUGACACUGAAAUGCGACGUGUAUAGUUUCGGUGUCGUGCUGCUCGAGCUGCUUACCGGGCGUCGUGCCAUAGACGACACAAAGUGCCACGAAGAGAAGAACCUUGUGAAUUGGGUAAAGCUUCAUUUACAUGACAAUGGCAAGAUUUUCAGGAUUAUGGACACUAAGUUAGAGGGUCAAUAUUGUAAGAGAAGUGCUUAUGUUGCUGCAAAUAUCGCGCUGCGUUGUGUUAGUCACGAGCCUAAAUAUCGGCCUCCGAUGACUUAUAUUUUAGAAAUUCUGGAAAAUCUUCCUUCCCAUAAAAACCACCAUCAUCAAAAUUGA
Striga hermonthica is the source of this 1533-nucleotide messenger RNA. The record is from the annotation of a GenBank genome assembly. Lineage: Eukaryota; Viridiplantae; Streptophyta; Magnoliopsida; Lamiales; Orobanchaceae.